Molecule: messenger RNA, 139 nt
Organism: Funneliformis mosseae
Lineage: Eukaryota; Fungi; Glomeromycota; Glomeromycetes; Glomerales; Glomeraceae
Source: the annotation of a GenBank genome assembly
AUGACAAAUGGAAGUAAUUUAUUUAAAGAUAAUGAAGAAUUUAAAACAAAUUUUACUUUUGAACAUAAUGAAAUUGAAGAUAUAGAAGAAUUAAAUAAUGAUAAUUUAGAAAUCAUUGAUUAUAUUGAUUUAUCAGCAA